ACGAUUCAUCAAAGCUGAUCGAUCAGGUUUGUUUAACAAGCUAAUGAAGCAUCAUGCAUGCACUCUAUUUUAGAAGUUAGAACCAAGACUGAAUAAAGCAACACAUAUGCAUGAAUGCAUCAGUACGUAACAUAUGGCCUCCCAGGCAGACAACCACAUAUCAUAGGUCACACGAUAACAUGAAGAUGGUACUUCUAGCCAUUAAAGAAGAAAAUGCAUGUUUGUGAGUUGUGACCCGCACGUGCAACCAGCAGCCUUAGCUUCAGAAACAAAGACCUUCCUCCCUCGUCGAUCUGUGUGAGUUGUUUUGUGUGAGUGAAGCAGAAAUCCACCCAAACGAUCAAGGCAUGCGGUCAACAAGAGAGAGAGAGAGAGAGAGAGAGAGAGAGAGAUGAGGUUGACCAGGUGUUUUGUGGGUGAGCUACCGGCCAAGGUCUCACACGCUCAAUGGCGUUGAAUUCUUUAAUGAACUCAUGCACCUUCGAUGCUUCUUCACCAUGGCUGGCACCCCAUGCACUUGCAACUCAUCCCUUAAAUUCCUUAUAUAAACAAUGCAAGUAUAGGUAACCUGCAUCCCACACUAAACAAUACUAAAGACAACCCAAGAAAAUUGUUAUCCAUCUAUUUAUUUUUCCACAACCCCCUGAUUAGUACCCAAAUCAAAGAGAAAAAUACCAGCUUUCUCGGCCUUUUAGCUUGCUACUGAUCAUCAGGCUCUACUUCAACUAGAAGUAAUCAAUUAUUCUUGGUUACUUUCACUACUCUCGAUCAGUUCCAAAAAGUACUACCUACUCGAAGAUGGGUCGAAUUCCAUGCUGUGAGAAAGACAAUGUGAAGAGGGGACAGUGGACUCCUGAAGAAGAUAACAAGCUCUCUUCCUACAUUGCCCAGCACGGCACUCGCAACUGGCGUCUCAUUCCAAAGAAUGCCGGUUUGCAAAGAUGUGGGAAGAGUUGUAGGCUACGUUGGACCAACUACCUAAGGCCUGACCUCAAGCAUGGGCAGUUCUCAGACGCAGAAGAGCAAACCAUUGUUAAGCUCCACUCUGUUGUUGGCAAUCGAUGGUCCUUGAUCGCUGCACAACUUCCGGGUCGCACUGACAAUGAUGUGAAAAACCACUGGAACACAAAGCUGAAGAAGAAGCUGUCAGGCAUGGGGAUAGAUCCAGUCACCCACAAACCCUUUUCCCACCUCAUGGCCGAAAUUGCAACCACUCUAGCACCGCCAAACGUGGCUAACCUUGCAGAAGCAGCACUUGGUUGCUUCAAGGAUGAAAUGCUUCACCUCCUCACAAAGAAGCCAAUAGACUUCCAGUUCCAACAUUCUAACACAACCGGGAACCGCACAGCCACUUAUGUCAACAGUAAGCAAGAAGAAAGAGAUGACACAAUUGAGAAGAUCAAGAUUGGUCUAUCGAGGGCUAUGCAAGAACCAGACAUGUUACAUUCACAAAAAUCAUGGGAUCCUACGGGAGCAACAUCGGCAAACCUCACAGGUAACUGCAGUGCUUACCCCUUGCGUUCUAUGUCUGGAUUUGACUACGGGCUAACAACCUUCGGAAAUGAAGAGGGCGGUUCACCCUGGAGCCAGAGCAUGUGUGCGGGAAGCACAUGCACAGGGGCAGACCAGCAAGGUGAUUUGCAUGGCAAACUUGAUGAAGAAAUGGGAGAGGUGUCUGAGGGCGCAAAGGAGAUGAGAAAUGGAUCUAACAUAUUCAACUCAGAUAGCAUCUUGUGGGAUUUACCAUCUGAGGAUCUAAUGAAUCCAAUAGUCUAAUACAAAUUAUAUAAUUGU
This is a messenger RNA of Argentina anserina (silverweed cinquefoil), 1794 nucleotides long. RefSeq names its product transcription factor MYB80. The transcript is spliced from 3 exons. The coding region runs from base 799 to 1776 and encodes 325 amino acids. The record is from RefSeq and is a predicted model, not a curated record. NCBI's taxonomy places the organism in Eukaryota, Viridiplantae, Streptophyta, Magnoliopsida, Rosales, Rosaceae.